This is a messenger RNA of Gavia stellata (red-throated loon), 1372 nucleotides long. It is a transcript of the gene YRDC, whose product is annotated as yrdC N6-threonylcarbamoyltransferase domain containing. The record is from RefSeq and is a predicted model, not a curated record. Gene Ontology annotation, cellular component: cytoplasm. NCBI's taxonomy places the organism in Eukaryota, Metazoa, Chordata, Aves, Gaviiformes, Gaviidae. Gene Ontology annotation, biological process: regulation of translational fidelity. Gene Ontology annotation, molecular function: nucleotidyltransferase activity; double-stranded RNA binding; tRNA binding.
AUGCUGAGCGCGCGGCGGGCGGCGCUGGCGGGGCUGGCGCGGGCCGGGGAGGGAGCGGCGGGCCCGGGGCCGGGCCGCGCCUGCAGCGCCCGCCUGCUGCUGCCGCCCGGCGGCGCGGCCCAGCCGGACGCGCAAGGUGCGGGUGGGCCGGUGGUGCCGGGCCGCCCCGCUGACCGCCGGUGUCGGGCAGGCUGGAGGGAGGCGGUGGCGGCCGCCGUCGGUGCCCUGCAGGCGGGCGGGCUGGUGGCGGUGCCGACGGACACGGUGUACGGCGUGGCCUGCCUGGCACAGGAUUCCGGCGCCGUGCGGAGCAUCUACAGCCUGAAGGGGCGGAACGGGGGGAAGCCGCUGGCCAUCUGCCUCGGGGACGUGGACCGGCUGUACAGGUACUGCCACGUGAACGUGCCGGACGAGUUGUUGCGGGACCUGCUUCCAGGACCUGUGACCCUGGUCUUGAAACGUUCAGAAGAACUAAAUAAAGACUUGAAUCCUUUCACGUCGCUGGUUGGUGUUCGUAUUCCAAACCACCCUUUUAUUAGGGAGGUGGCACGAGCUUGCUCUGGACCACUGGCUUUAACAAGUGCUAACAUCAGCUGUCAGGCGAGCACGCUGACGGUUUCGGAAUUCCAAGACCUGUGGCCUCAGUUGUCCUUAAUCGUCGAUGGAGGCCAAAUAGGGGAUGUCCAGAGCCCAGAGUGUCGUUUGGGGUCAACUGUGGUUGACUUAUCUGUGUCGGGGAAAUUCACCAUCAUUCGUCCUGGCUGUGCACUGACAUCUACAGUUGAAAUCCUGAGGCAGAAGUAUGGCUUGAUACCAGAAUCAUCUUAAGACUUCAGACUCUGAGGAGGCUCUGCAGAGCUGGUAAAGCUGGGCACCGUGUGCCUGCGCAUUCAGGAAAUGGGUGUUCAUGGCCUUGUUUAAUAAGGUCGAUGGGUUAUGUCAAGGUUAAUUAAAAAAAAAAGAAAAAAAACAGAACAAUAGUUGAUGGGUAUCUGUUAAUUACUAUCACGUCUGCUGUAGUCUGAGAAACCAACCCAAAUAUGUAUGCUGACCUCUUUGUGCUGCUUUACCAUUCCCAAAUACCUCUUGGCUUUAUUAACAUGAUUAGGCCUUUGAAAUACAGUAAUUUGAAUGUUUGAAUGACUAUUCUCAGGCUGGGAUGAUGAAGGUAGUGUCUGAUCCACCCUCCCCUGAACACUUAUUCCAUGUGUUUGUUUAUUGUAUCUGCACUGAAAGAAAAGCAAAGAUGGAAAAGAUGUUUUCUGAGCUUUCAUGAUGUUAUAGCUAUGGUGUCCUCUAGCUGUUUUUCUCUGUUCUAAAUGUAAUCAAAACCUACUAUUGAGAUUAAACUGUAAGUGCUUUUGAAAAUUAA